This is a messenger RNA of Coccidioides immitis RS, 758 nucleotides long. RefSeq lists its product as uncharacterized. The transcript has a single exon. NCBI's taxonomy places the organism in Eukaryota, Fungi, Ascomycota, Eurotiomycetes, Onygenales, Onygenaceae. The record is from RefSeq and is a predicted model, not a curated record. Bases 223 to 546 code for a protein of 107 amino acids.
UGUGUGCGUGUAUGUUUGUGUGGUCAGUCGAUGAGGGCACUUGAGAAAAGAAAAGAAAAGAAUGUAUUUGGUCGCGAGCCAGUCGACAAGCAGCGAUGAAUCGUCAGAUCGUAGAAACUCGAGGCAUCAAGCUCGAGGAUGGUCUCUUGUUUUGCUGAAGAGAGCGGACGGGGGUAACAAUAAGGGUUUGAAACGAACGUAGGCGUCGAGAGCCGGUGGGAUAUGCGGAAGAUGAUGGUGGUCUUGCGACGCUUCAACCGCAGUUCAAAACGUAGGGACGUUUGGAAAGUGGCGUAUUCCCGGAUGAAUCAACGCUGGGGCAUCCCAGGACCAGGGUGGAUGACGGUGCGAAAGGUCCAGAAGAAGAAAAGAAUCAAGAAACGACAGGAGUCGCUGGACCAAGGCAGCGACAGGGAACAGUAUCAAGCCGGUAAGGCGAGGUUUGGUGGUCAGUCAGUCGGGAGGGUUCUCCAAAGAACGUCGUCGUCGAUUGCCACGAAGAGUGAUGGACUGAGGGCCAAGAAAAAGAAUGGGAUGGACAGCUAGGAAAGGAAAAGCGUAUCUGGUAUCACGAAGGAGUGUGGAGUGGAAGCCGUGAAGGAGUGAACGGACAAUCCUGAUAAGAGAGAUAACUCUUGUUGAAAAGGAGAGGGGGAACCAAGAAAGAAAAAAAUAAAAAAUAAAAAGAGGAUGAAAAUGAAUGUGAAAGGAGAGUAAGAAGGUGAUGUGGCAGAGAGGGGAAAAGGAGGGUGUGGGGG